AUGACUUUAAGCGGGCUUUGGUGCCGCUCAAUGAGCACAGCGUCCUCAUCUAAUGUGGUCCGGGUUCGAUUCGCACCCAGUCCCACGGGUCACCUCCAUUUGGGUGGGUUUCGAACUGCCCUCUACAACUACCUGUGGGCCAAAUCUCAGGGUCCCGAACCUGGUCGCUUCGUUCUCCGUAUUGAGGACACCGAUCAGUCGCGAUUGGUGCCGGGAGCGGCGGAGAAGAUCGAGCAUAUACUGGAAUGGACCGGAUUGGUGCCCGAUGAGAGCCCGUUGAAGGGUGGGGAUUUUGGGCCCUAUGUUCAAAGCCAACGCCUUCACUUGUAUUCACGGGCAGUGGAGCAAAUGCUCGCCUCUGGCCAUGCCUACCGAUGCUUUUGCACGGAGCGCAGACUCGAAUUAAUGAAGAAAGAAUGCGUGCGGCUGCGGGUCAGCCAUAAGUACGAUCGCCGGUGUCUGGAAUUAAGUCAAUCAGAGAUUCAGGAGAAACUGUCGCAGGGCGUGCCGCAUACGGUUCGACUCAAAAUCCGCCCUUUCCCCGAAUCAUUUUCCGAUCUCAUCUACGGCGAUCUGUCCUUUAACGUGUUUGAAUUGGAAGGUGAUCCAAUCAUUCUUAAAUCCGAUGGUUUUCCUACCUACCAUUUGGCUAAUGUGGUCGACGACCAUUGGAUGAAUAUCACUCAUGUGCUCAGAGGCGUGGAAUGGCAAAUCUCUACGCCCAAACAUCUCUUGCUCUAUGAGGCUUUGGGGUGGAUCCCGCCCAAAUUUGCUCAUUUGCCCUUGAUCGUGAACAGUGAUGGGACCAAAAUGUCCAAAAGACAAAACGAUAUCCAAGUGGAGCACUACAAAGAUCAAGGAUUCUACCCGGAGGCUGUGAUGAACUUUGCCACAUUGUUUGGUGGUGGAUAUGAGGACAAAGAACACACCACUGAUAUUGCCUUACGUAAGACGGAAUUGGUGAGCAAAUUCCGAUUGGAACGAAUCGGAACCAAGCCGAGUCGUAUGGAAUUGCAACGCUUGGCCGAUUUCAAUCGGACCAUAUUGAAAGAGAAACUGAGUCAAGAUUCGAGCCGAUUGAGUCUGGUCCAAGAUUUGCGGCUCUUGUUGCGCGAUGUGGCUGUGAAUGAAGGCGAAAUCAGUGACGAUUAUCUCCUGCGGGUCAUGGAAUGGGCCACGGAUCGGAUAUUCCUCUUGAAGGAACUCGUCGGAGAUGAUUUUAUUUAUAUUUGGAAACCGACGUUGAAUGUGGAUUCCAUCGAAGUCGAACGCGCAGUUUUGGAAGACACUCUGGCUUAUUUCAAGCAAGACCCUGAGCCGGAUAAGAUCGCUCAAGCACUCAAAAAGAUUGCCAAAAAGCAAGGGAUAAAAUUUCCUGCCCUAAUGAAAUCGCUCAGGUUGAUUCUCAGUGGGUCCAAAGAAGGCGCUCCUAUCAAAGAAACCAUCGAUAUCCUGGGUAUUCCCGAAUGUAUUCAGCGACUCGACCUUUCAAUAAAGAAACUAGAGCGUUCACGACGAUGA
This is a messenger RNA of Tigriopus californicus, 1521 nucleotides long. RefSeq names its product probable glutamate--tRNA ligase, mitochondrial (gene GluRS-m). Gene Ontology annotation, biological process: glutamyl-tRNA aminoacylation. The transcript is spliced from 2 exons. Gene Ontology annotation, molecular function: glutamate-tRNA ligase activity; zinc ion binding; tRNA binding. The record is from RefSeq and is a predicted model, not a curated record. Lineage: Eukaryota; Metazoa; Arthropoda; Copepoda; Harpacticoida; Harpacticidae. Bases 1 to 1521 code for a protein of 506 amino acids.